GCCCUGCCAGCCAGCAGAAAUGCUGCGAGUGCGGUGCUUGCGCGGGGGCAGCCGGGGAGCCGAAGCGGCGCAUUACAUCGGCUCGCGGCUUGGAAGAGUCUUUACAGGAUGGGUGCAGCGAUCUUUCCAGAGCACCCGGGCAGCUACAGCCUCCCAGAACACCUGUGCUGCUGAUGACAACAAGGCUGCUAGCCCUGUGCCUAAGGACUGUCUUGUUUGCUCAUACAAUGAAUGGGACCCACUGGAAGAGGUCAUUGUGGGAAGAGCUGAAAAUGCUUGUGUCCCCCCUUUUUCUGUGGAGGUUAAGGCCAACACAUAUGAAAAGUAUUGGGGGUUUUAUCAGAAAUUUGGAGGCCAGAGCUUCCCCAAAGACCAUUUAAAAAAAGCUAUUGCUGAAAUUGAAGAGAUGUGCAAUAUUUUGAAAAGAGAAGGUGUAAUUGUCAAGAGACCUGAUCCAAUUGACUGGUCUGUGAAGUAUAAAACACCUGAUUUUGAGUCUACAGGUAUGUAUGCUGCCAUGCCAAGAGACAUCCUGUUGGUGGUGGGAAACGAAAUUAUUGAAGCACCUAUGGCUUGGCGUGCUCGGUUCUUUGAGUACAGAGCAUAUAGACGAAUAAUCAAAGAAUAUUUCAACUGUGGUGCUAAGUGGACAACUGCCCCCAAACCGACAAUGGCAGAUGAACUCUAUGAUCAGGAUUAUCCAAUCCACUCUGUUGAAGACAGGCAUAAACUGGCAGCUCAGGGAAAAUUUGUAACUACUGAAUUUGAGCCAUGCUUUGAUGCCGCUGACUUCAUUAGAGCUGGAAGAGAUAUCUUUGUACAAAGGAGCCAGGUUACAAAUUACAUGGGCAUUGAAUGGAUGAUGCGACAUCUUGCACCAGACUAUAGAGUGCAUGUAAUAUCCUUUAAGGAUCCUAACCCUAUGCACAUUGAUGCCACUUUUAAUAUCAUUGGUCCCGGUCUUGUGCUCUCUAACCCAGACCGUCCCUGCCAUCAGAUUGAGCUCUUCAAGAAAGCAGGCUGGACUGUGAUUCGCCCCCCUGUGCCACUCAUCCCAGAUGAUCACCCACUAUGGAUGUCUUCUAAAUGGCUCUCCAUGAAUGUCCUAAUGCUGGAUGAGAAACGUGUGAUGGUGGAUGCCAAUGAGACAUCAAUUCAGAAGAUGUUUGAAAAUCUGGGCAUUUCUACAAUUAAAGUGAAUAUUCGCCAUGCCAAUUCAUUGGGAGGUGGUUUCCAUUGCUGGACAUGUGAUAUCCGCCGCCGUGGUACCCUGCAAUCUUAUUUUGACUAGUUAUGAGCCAGAUAGGUAGCAAUGGUUCAGCUUCUAAAAUAAGCAUAGGAAAUGAACAAAUUAAUGUCACUUUUGUUGAAAUGACUGCAUGAGCUUUAGUGCUUGAUCAGUGGUGUCCUUACAGCGGUCUGGUAAAUGACUUAUUCUUACAUACACUUCGCUUUCAGCAGUAUAAUUGAAACUACUUCCAUCAGCAA
Molecule: messenger RNA, 1488 nt
Organism: Harpia harpyja (harpy eagle)
Lineage: Eukaryota; Metazoa; Chordata; Aves; Accipitriformes; Accipitridae
Gene: GATM
Product: glycine amidinotransferase
Exons: 9
Coding region: 20-1291 (423 amino acids)
Biological process (GO): creatine biosynthetic process
Cellular component (GO): mitochondrion
Molecular function (GO): amidinotransferase activity
Source: RefSeq, a predicted model, not a curated record